GGAUUUUUAAGCUGCAUUUGCCUUGCUUCUUCUUCUCACAUAUACUCUAGCUUUCUACUUCUUCAGAUCUUGUUCAGAGUUUUCCAAAAGCUUUUUUUUUUCCCCUUAAUGAAAGUUUCUCGCAAAGUAUUUUCCAUGGAAACAACAGAUUCCUGGUGCUCUCUACUUGUCUAUAGACAAAAUAGACAGGUUUGAGCGUUUCUUCAAAAUUCUUUUGCUUCCUUGACCGCCUUAAAUUGAUAGCCCCACAUAAAUUAUAACACUGUUUAUUGCCCUCAUUUCUCGGCAACAAUGGAGGAGGAAGCUUGACAUCCUAAAUUAUCAUAGCACCCUCUCAGGAGCCCAAAGUUCCUCUUUUGUCUUGUUUCUGGCCUUGUGGGUCAAGGGAGCAUUGAAGAGGUGAAGCUAAAAUUACUCCAUUUAUUUUCACUUUCUGCCUGGAAGGUUUAUUACUCACAUUAUGCAGACUCCCAAAACAAGAAGUGGCUCUUCAGAAGUCCCACUGAAGGUCUCUCCUCGAGCAGCACGGCAACUGAAUAUAACGGCAUUAGAGUCUAAGUCUGCAUCUUCAUCAAAUCAAAUUUGUAGGACGCCAAAAGAGAGAAGCCCUAAGGUUGUAGAACGCAAGACACCCAGAAGCCCAGUGACUGAGAAGAAGCGACCAAGCAGAAUAUCUGAAUUGGAAUCUCAGAUUUCUCAACUUCAGGAGGAUUUGAAGAAGGCAAAGGAUCAAUUGAUUUCAUCUGAGUCAUGCAAGAAUCAUGCUCAGCAAGAUGCAGAGGAUUCCAAGAAGCAACUGUUGGCCAUGUCUUCAAAACUAGAGGAAUCCCAGAAGCAGCUUCAGGAGCUAUCGGCUUCUGAGGAAGCUCUCCUUAGUGAGCUUCAGAGGAUAUGCCAAGAGCAGGAUCAAUCAUGGCUGUCUGAGCUUGAGAAUGUGCAGAAGCAGCACUUGAUUGACUCAGCUGCCUUGUCAUCUGCCUUGAAUGAGAUUCAGCAGCUCAAGGCUCAGCUUGAAAUGGUAGCUGAAUCUGAGGCUGUGCAGACAAAGCAGACAGAAUCUACACAUGCUGAGCUCCAAAGCUUGAAAGGAAAUUUGAUAGAAACUCUUUCACUUGUGGAGGACAUGAAAAAACAGCUUAUGGAAAGCAAAGAAUCGGAAACUCGGGCCCAAGCAAUGGCCAGUGAAACUCUGGUUCAACUUGAAAUUGCUAAAAAAUCCGUAGAGGCUCUCAGGGCAGAUGCUGUGAAAGCCAUUGAAGCUUACAACUCAAUUGCUUCAGAAUUAGACCAGUCAAGAGCCCGUGUAAACUUGUUAGAAGGGCUUGUUAGCAAACUUGAAUCAGACCUGAAUAAUGCUGGUAGAAACCUUUCUCAAAAUUUUGCUCAUGAUCGUGAUUCAAAGCAAGACAUAAAAGAAAACCAAAAGACAACGGAAUUGGAACAGCUUGAAGGGGAGCUUCAUUCUUUAAAGUCAGAGGUUGAACGUUUAAGAUCAUUUCUAGAAAGUAGUGAGACCAAAUUCCAUGAAGAACAAAUCAGGAGCACAGUGCAAAUUAAAAGUGCUUAUGAGCAGGUGGAGCAGAUAAAAUCUAGGACAGGACUAAGAGAGGCGGAACUGGAAGCUGAGCUGGAGAAAACAAAAUUUGACAUUGAAGAGAUGAAAGCAAACCUGAUGGAUAAGGAAACUGAAUUGCAGGGAAUUUCAGAGGAGAAUGAAGGGCUGCGUAUGAAACUUGAGAAAAACAUAUCAAGCCAUAGAGAAUCAGAACUGGACAAUGAUGUCAGGAAACUUAAGCAAGCUGUGGCAGAUUUGAAGGCAGAUCUAAUGGAUAAGGAGACAGAAUUGCAGAAUAUUUCAGAGGAGAAUGAAACGCUGAAGUUGGAAAUUAGCAAAAGGGAAAUGAACACACAUAAAGUGAAUAUCGAUGUGGAUGCUGAACUAGCAGCAGCUAGGGCUGCAGAGCGAGAGGCUCUCAUUAAGCUUGGACUGGCAAUGGAGGAGGCAGAUAAGAGUAACAGGAGGACCGCAAGAGUAACUGAGCAGCUUGAGGCAGCACAGGUGGCAAAUGCUGAAGCAGAAUCAGAGUUGAGAAGGCUAAAAGUGCAGUCUGAUCAGUGGAGGAAGGCUGCCGAGGCAGCUGCUGUUAUGCUUUCAGGAGCAAACAAUGGGAAAUUUAUGGACAGAAGUGGCUCAUUGGACAGCAACUAUAAUCAUGUCAAGGGAAAAAUAAGCCCACCAUUUUCUGAAGAUACUGAUGAUGACUUACUGAAGAAGAAAAACGGAAAUGUGCUAAAGAAAAUUGGGGUGUUGUGGAAGAAACCACAGAAAUAGAAACAACACAACAGAUAAUGAAGUGAAAAGGAGCCCUCUCCAAAUACUCGUAUUAGUAGUGUGGUGACAAUACUUCUAAACUUAUCCUAGUAUUUUUUUUUUUUUUUUUUGGGGGUGCCUAGACAUGGAUGCUUUAUAUUUAUUUUAGCGUGCAUAAUGUAUUAAUAUGCCAAAACUGGAGUUUCACAUGCUUGGGAUUAUAUAAAAAUAUGUAUGUUUUAAGUAA
Mangifera indica (mango) is the source of this 2558-nucleotide messenger RNA. Its product is annotated as interactor of constitutive active ROPs 3. The transcript has 5 exons. NCBI's taxonomy places the organism in Eukaryota, Viridiplantae, Streptophyta, Magnoliopsida, Sapindales, Anacardiaceae. The record is from RefSeq and is a predicted model, not a curated record. Bases 461 to 2332 code for a protein of 623 amino acids.